Messenger RNA from Candida dubliniensis CD36, 672 nucleotides. RefSeq names its product Hmo1p (gene HMO1). The record is from RefSeq and is a predicted model, not a curated record. Bases 1 to 672 code for a protein of 223 amino acids. The transcript has a single exon. Lineage: Eukaryota; Fungi; Ascomycota; Pichiomycetes; Serinales; Debaryomycetaceae.
AUGUCAGACUUGAAAACAACCAAAGACACUCUUGUCUCUACCCUUUUCGAAUUAUCCAAAGCUGCUCAAGAUGCUGCCAACGCCGCCAUUGAGUUCUACAAGGUCGCCUCUGGUGGCUCUGACGACGUUUCUGCUGAACAAUUGAAAGCUGUCAGUGAAGCAUUGAAUACUGUUGCAACUUUAUCUAGCGGUAACGGUGCCAAAAUAGAGGCCACCGAGCGUAAGAAGAAGAGAAAGCAAGAAAAGGAUCCAAAUGCUCCAAAGAAACCAUUGACUAUGUUUUUCCAGUUUUCUUACGAUCUCAGAAAGAGAAUUGGUAUUGAAAGAAAGAAAAAGGACUUGCCUUCUUUAUCUGCAAUUGACAUGAACUCCAUGAUCAAAGACCGUUGGGACAGUAUUAGUGAUGUAGAAAAGGCUGGUUACAAAAAAAGAUACGAUGACGCCAUGAUUGUUUACAACAUCGAAAAGAAGAAGUACGAAGAUUCCUUGAAAGAUGGAUCGUCGUAUUACCCUCCACCAAGUGUCCAAACCCCAAUUGUUGGCCAUGGUAUCGACCAAGACAUUGAUGAUGACGCCACUGAUAUAGUAUCAAGUCCAGAAGAACCUAAAAAGAAAAAGAAGAAGGCUGAUAAGAAAGAAAAGAAGAAAAAGUCUGGUCAUGGAUCUCCAUGA